AUUAAAAAUAAUUAUUUCUGGCCUAUCCAAAAUUUAGGUAUUUAUGUGGUCCAACCCCUUAACAAUAGAAUGUUUCAGGAAGACCAUGGCGAUUACGAUCGCAAGUGUCCACGCAAAGAAGAUCUUUCUUGGAUAAAUAAUGCCUUAGAAUCGAAAUUCAAAAAACUUGAGGAUCUUUGUACCGGUGCAGCAUAUUGCCAGUUGUAUCAUUAUUUCUUUCCGCAUCUCAUGGAUUUGAGGAAAGUAGUAUUCUUGACUAAUCUUAAAGCAGAUGCUGUUAAGAAUUUCUUAAUACUACAAGAGGCUUUACACAGAAGACAAGAGUUCAGAGAGAUACCCUUUUCGGAAGUAACUAAACACGAUUAUGCAUCCAAUUUAGAGUUUUAUAUCUGGUUUAAGCAAUUCUUUGAUAAUAACUUUAAAGAUUUCCAACGCAUUUAUUAUCCAUUGGAAGAACGUUUUAAUCUUGAAAUUGGAUAUGGUGAACCAAAGGUGAAAUCGAACGAAUCACUUACAUACGUCAAUGCGAUACAGAUAAAUCAUGAGAAACCUCGACAUUUGGAAAAAGCAUUAAGAAAAGCAAGAAAACAAUUUGAAGUUGAAAACUUUAAUCUUGAGAUAAAAUAUUCUGAAAGGAAUUUGUACUUAAGAAAGAUUUUUCGCGUACAACGGGUUUGUCGCAUGUAUCCAUCUAAUGAUCCGUUUAUAAAGAGUAUUCUAAAAAUUACACGUGGCGUGACAAACAUGGUGGGUGUAUCGCCUUUUGUCCAAAAAGAAACGUGAUUGACAUAUAUAUCAAUAAGUAUAAAACACAUACCAAAUUUUACCUGUCUUUUUUAUAAAGAAUAAAUAGUGGCUUUGAGAAAAAAG
Molecule: messenger RNA, 870 nt
Organism: Teleopsis dalmanni
Lineage: Eukaryota; Metazoa; Arthropoda; Insecta; Diptera; Diopsidae
Product: microtubule-associated protein RP/EB family member 1-like
Exons: 2
Coding region: 70-783 (237 amino acids)
Biological process (GO): protein localization to microtubule plus-end; spindle assembly; regulation of microtubule polymerization or depolymerization
Cellular component (GO): spindle midzone; microtubule organizing center; microtubule plus-end
Molecular function (GO): microtubule plus-end binding
Source: RefSeq, a predicted model, not a curated record